Messenger RNA from Penicillium bovifimosum, 1140 nucleotides. RefSeq lists its product as uncharacterized. The coding region runs from base 1 to 1140 and encodes 379 amino acids. NCBI's taxonomy places the organism in Eukaryota, Fungi, Ascomycota, Eurotiomycetes, Eurotiales, Aspergillaceae. The transcript has a single exon. The record is from RefSeq and is a predicted model, not a curated record.
AUGACGGAGAUGUACUCUGGCCUCCAUGUGGGCCAGCGGUUUUCGUCUCUGGAGGACUUCAAGACAUCGGUACGCAGUAUAUCAGUAAGGCAACACUGGGAGCUGCGUGUGGCCCGAAGCAACAAGAAGAGCGUGGUCAUCGGUUGCCGAUCAUCGGCAAACUGCCUCUUUCGUGUGGUCUGUCGCUCAAACAAGAACGCGACCUAUAUCACUAGUCUGCAAGACAGUCAUAGUUGCCGUCGGAGUGCAGAAUCUUCGGCAGCCACGCCUGCUCGCUCUGAAGCCUCCCACGUGCGGUUUUUGCUGAGCGAGAUCCCCAAGCUUUUCGACAUCAAGUCGAAGAUACGAGCACAGGAGGUCGUGGAUGCCGUGAAACGCUACCAUGGAUAUGACAUCUCUAUGCGCCAGGCACAGCGAGCGCUCACCAGACUCCAGCCGAGACACGCAGAAGGCGAACAUGAAAAUACACUGGAUCUCGACAUGAGCGCAGGGGAACAGCAAUCGCCUGAGCGAUCCCCGGGGUCACAAACAGGCGGAGCCCAGGCCUUCAGAGAGAUAUCCGAGAAUCGCUGGCUUUCAGAGCAUCUCCCACCAUCGCUGGUCGAUGAUGAUAACAUCUCUCCAAAUGAAACCUCAAGCAACCACGUACCUGCGCCAGCACCCAAUCCUCAAGCUCUGCCACCACCCAUUCCCACGCCAAACCCACCUUCCUUCAAUCACGAUCCACAUUCAAUGGGCAUCCCACAACCUGAAGUCGGAUAUCAGACCGCUGCUUCUUUACCGGUAGGAGUGGCGGGUACCCCGAAAGAAUAUGCCCAGCGCACUGAUCACAACGCCGUUCCCCAAAUGGUUCUCACCAAUUUCAAGAUUGAAUUUACCUGCACAACCUGUGGGUCACUGAAUCAAAGCUUCUUCCCAAACCAGGGCAACGUUACUGGGGCCAGCUACAUGACUCAUCAUACUGUACCUAAUUCUAGCAAUGCCCCGAGACACACCGGACCUGCUCAGGAUGGGGAUGGCACUAGCCAUGCAGUCGGCGAAAGCUCUGCUUACAAUAUUAAUGCCUCCAACACACCAAACAUCCAGAACACCUGGCCUGGUAGUGGUCUAGGAGUCUCAAUCGGACCAGCCCAUACUUAG